AUGGACUCAGAAAACUCAACAAAGUCCACUGACGUACCAACAACGUUGGUUGCUACGGCGAAAGAACCGGAAUGGCUAGGCAACUCGGACGUUUUUCACGCGUAUCAUUUGGUGCGUAAAAACAAAGUUCCAGCGGAGAAUAUAAUCACUUUCGCCUACGACGAUAUUGCAAAAAAUCGCAAAAAUCCGUUUAAAGGUAAAGUGUUCCAAGAUUACGAGCACAAAGAUGUAUACAAUGGGGUGGUAAUUGAUUACCGUGGAAGAGAUGUCACACCGGAUAACUUCAUGAUGGUGUUAAAAGGCGAUGAUAAACUUGAAGCCAACAAGAAGAAGGUGCUCAAAAGCGGUCCCAAUGACAACGUAUUCAUCUUCUUCUCCGGCCAUGGUGCCAGUUCCGUUAUUGUCUUCCCAGGAGAAGAACUGCUUGCCAUGGAGUUGAACGAUACCCUUGCAUACAUGCGUUCAAAAAAAAUGUUCAACAAAUUGGUGCUGUAUGUAGAGGCUUGCAACGCUGGCUCAAUGUUUCACGAUGUUCUUCCUUCAAAUAUGGGAAUCUACGUGACAACAGCAGCCAACGAAGAUGAAGAUUCCUCGGCUUUGUUUUGUUCUGACAAGGACAUCGAUGUUUGUCUAGCGGACGAAUACUCGUAUGAAUGGCUUUUAGAUUCGGAAUACAAAGACAUAAAAACGCGUACACUGGAUGAACAAUACGAGGAGGUGAAAAGGUGUACAGUGUUUAGUCACGUGAUGAAAUACGGCGAAAUGCGGAAUGCUGCAGAUAGAAAGCCCUCUUGCCAGGCGCAUUUGUUUACAAAGUCCCGACGGUUGUUUGAGGCCGCAAGAGAGGAAGCACAUGAAAUCGCUUGGCACAGGCUUUACCGUGCUCUUCAGAUCCUUGAGGUAGCCCAGCAAACAUCCCAUUUAAUGGAGCUGUGCAAAGCCGGAUACGAGGUCGAAGCCCUCAUCGACUGUGUCCACAACAUCUGCUCCUAA
Opisthorchis viverrini is the source of this 993-nucleotide messenger RNA. RefSeq lists its product as hypothetical. Gene Ontology annotation, biological process: vacuolar protein processing. The coding region runs from base 1 to 993 and encodes 330 amino acids. Lineage: Eukaryota; Metazoa; Platyhelminthes; Trematoda; Opisthorchiida; Opisthorchiidae. The transcript has 10 exons. The record is from RefSeq and is a predicted model, not a curated record. Gene Ontology annotation, molecular function: cysteine-type endopeptidase activity.